This is a messenger RNA of Oryza brachyantha (malo sina), 1704 nucleotides long. RefSeq names its product elongation factor 1-alpha. Gene Ontology annotation, molecular function: GTPase activity; translation elongation factor activity; GTP binding. Bases 105 to 1448 code for a protein of 447 amino acids. Lineage: Eukaryota; Viridiplantae; Streptophyta; Magnoliopsida; Poales; Poaceae. The record is from RefSeq and is a predicted model, not a curated record. The transcript has 3 exons. Gene Ontology annotation, biological process: translational elongation; translation.
CCCUAACCCCUCCACUGUCCCAGCCGCCGCCGCCGCCGCCUCCUCCUCUCGACUGCUCCCGUCCUCUCCUUCUUCGAGGCUGCUAGUUCCCUCCUUAUUCAGCCAUGGGUAAGGAGAAGACGCACAUCAACAUUGUGGUCAUUGGCCACGUCGACUCCGGCAAGUCGACCACCACAGGACACCUGAUCUACAAGCUUGGAGGCAUCGACAAGCGUGUGAUCGAGAGGUUCGAGAAGGAAGCCGCCGAGAUGAACAAGAGGUCGUUCAAGUACGCGUGGGUGCUUGACAAGCUCAAGGCCGAGCGUGAGAGAGGUAUCACCAUCGAUAUUGCCCUGUGGAAGUUCGAGACCACCAAGUACUACUGCACUGUCAUCGAUGCCCCUGGACACCGUGACUUCAUCAAGAACAUGAUCACGGGUACCUCCCAGGCUGACUGUGCCGUGCUCAUCAUCGACUCCACCACCGGUGGUUUUGAGGCUGGUAUCUCCAAGGAUGGCCAGACCCGUGAGCAUGCCCUUCUUGCUUUCACUCUUGGAGUGAAGCAGAUGAUCUGCUGCUGCAACAAGAUGGAUGCCACCACCCCUAAGUACUCCAAGGCCCGUUAUGAUGAAAUCGUGAAGGAAGUCUCUUCCUACCUCAAGAAGGUUGGCUACAACCCUGACAAGAUUCCUUUCGUUCCCAUCUCUGGGUUCGAGGGUGACAACAUGAUUGAGAGGUCGACCAACCUUGACUGGUACAAGGGCCCUACUUUGCUUGAGGCUCUCGACCAGAUCAAUGAGCCCAAGAGGCCUUCAGACAAGCCCCUGCGUCUUCCCCUUCAGGACGUGUACAAGAUCGGUGGUAUCGGUACCGUGCCUGUGGGUCGUGUUGAGACUGGUGUCCUGAAGCCUGGUAUGGUGGUGACCUUUGGUCCCAGCGGCCUGACCACUGAGGUCAAGUCAGUUGAGAUGCACCACGAGGCCCUCCAGGAGGCUCUUCCUGGUGAUAACGUAGGGUUCAAUGUCAAGAACGUUGCCGUGAAGGAUCUGAAGCGUGGGUACGUGGCCUCCAACUCGAAGGAUGACCCUGCCAAGGAGGCUGCCAGCUUCACCUCCCAGGUCAUCAUCAUGAAUCACCCUGGGCAGAUUGGCAACGGCUAUGCCCCAGUGCUGGACUGCCACACCUCCCACAUUGCCGUCAAGUUUGCUGAGCUUGUGACCAAGAUUGACAGACGAUCUGGCAAGGAGCUCGAGAAGGAGCCCAAGUUCCUCAAGAACGGUGAUGCUGGUAUGGUUAAGAUGAUUCCCACCAAGCCCAUGGUUGUGGAGACCUUCUCUGAGUACCCUCCUCUCGGUCGUUUUGCUGUGCGUGACAUGAGGCAAACGGUGGCUGUCGGUGUCAUCAAGAACGUCGAGAAGAAGGACCCCACCGGUGCCAAGGUGACCAAGGCUGCUGCCAAGAAGAAAUGAGCCUCAGCCUCGUUGAAGUGGUGGCUCCCCUAUCGGCAUUUGAUAUAUCUAGCUGAUUUAGUGUUCGUUAAGUUUUGUCCACGGCCGUGGCACUUGUUGCCAGGACCGUUAAUAUCUGCUCGCACUGUGCACUAUUAUGUCAGUUGUUUAAAACUCUCGUUUGUUUCUGUUCGGUUAAAACUCAUGUUCUGAGUCUGGUAUUAUCCUUUCUUCGGCUGUGGAAUGCGAGUAUUUACAUUGUUAAUUCCCAUGUCUU